Molecule: messenger RNA, 733 nt
Organism: Paramuricea clavata
Lineage: Eukaryota; Metazoa; Cnidaria; Anthozoa; Malacalcyonacea; Plexauridae
Source: the annotation of a GenBank genome assembly
AUGGCGCCUCGAUGGCGCGUGUCAGAAAAGCGAAACAUUUUUCAAGGCGCCAAAUCUGUUCGGGAUAAACUUGCUGAAAGGUUGUCGUGCAUUCUCCAAACUUCUGUGUCGAAAAAUGGAACCUCUUCUACGAUAUGUUUGAACUGCAAGAGGAACCUCGAAAGGUUGGAAAAGGCAACAGCCGAUCUUGUUAGAUUUAAAGAAACGGCUGGGAGAACUGCUAAAGAGCAAAAAACAUUUAUAGUGAAUGACAAAGAGAACUCUGGUGAACGCUUUAAAAGGUGUAAGUUUUUAGAUUCACCAAAAAAUGAAAAGCCCGUGAAAAGAAAAGCGUGUGAAACAGAAGUUCGACGAAAUAUUUUACAGCCAAGUGCAACGCCUAUGUUUUUAACAGAACUUCCGAAUCACGACGAUUUGUUUGUGAAUUCCCAACACAGAGUUAUGAAUCGUUCCAAAACUAAGGUAGAGGUAAGUUUUAAAAAAUACAAAUACUAUAAUUUACCUGUAAAAACUAUUAAAAGAGCUAUAGUAUAAAAGUAAAGUUGUACAUUGUACAAUACUUGAAAAAAUUUUAAAUAUUGAGCUUUUGUUUAUAAUGUAGGUGACAAUAGACUAUCCGUCUACACAGAAGCGCAAAACUAUAACUGAAGAGUUAGAUGCCAAGAUCAUAAGAGGUGUUGCUAACAAUGAACGUGUUUCCAUUGCAAAUGCCGUAGAACUCAAGAGAUCUUGA